Humulus lupulus (European hop) is the source of this 975-nucleotide messenger RNA. Its product is annotated as protein MAINTENANCE OF PSII UNDER HIGH LIGHT 1. Gene Ontology annotation, biological process: regulation of protein complex stability. The record is from RefSeq and is a predicted model, not a curated record. Gene Ontology annotation, cellular component: chloroplast thylakoid membrane. The transcript is spliced from 3 exons. Bases 79 to 792 code for a protein of 237 amino acids. NCBI's taxonomy places the organism in Eukaryota, Viridiplantae, Streptophyta, Magnoliopsida, Rosales, Cannabaceae.
AACCACAUAAACUUCCUUUCUUGCUUCAACCUCAAAUUUUCCUUCACUGCUUUCCCGAGAAAAUUCUGAUUCCAAACAAUGGUGAGCAGUGCUGUGGCUCAAGCCAUGAUUGCGGCGAACACAUUCUCAUGCACAUUUCCUUCCCAGAGAAGCUUCUGCAACUUUGGUAGAUUCCACAACCACAGACUCCAUCACCCUCGAAAUUCCAGGCUUCUCAUUGUUAGAGCUUCCGUCGUCGAAGAGGAAGACUGCAAUGACGAAGAAUGCGCCCCUGAUAAGGAGGUUGGGAAGGUCAGUAUGGAAUGGCUCGCUGGGGAUAAGACCCAAGUGGUCGGCACAUAUCCCCCACGAAAGAAGGGUUGGACUGGAUAUGUUGAGAAGGACACUGCCGGACAGACAAACAUAUAUUCGGUUGAGCCUGCGGUUUAUGUGGCUGAAAGUGCAAUAAGUUCAGGAACUGCAGGUACUUCUUCAGAUGGAGCUGAGAACACAGCAGCAAUUGCUGCAGGCAUUGCUCUCGUCUCUGUGGCUGCAGCAUCGUCAAUCCUCCUUCAAGUUAGUAAAACAAACCCUCCACCUGUGGUGAAGACAGCUGAAUACAGCGGACCAUCACUAAGUUAUUACAUCAACAAGUUUAAGCCCCAGGAGAUUAUUGAAGCCUCAGCACCAAGUUUAGAUGUAACGUCCUCAACGCUGCAGCCUGAGAGCCCGGCUCCACAAGCCCAGAUUCAGGUCGAGUCUCAAUUUAACCAAGAACCUUCCACUUCAAGCAAUGCUUCCGCUUCUUCUUAAAGAAAUGAAAUUGGCUAUGCUGAAAUAUAGCAUUUAUGAUAUGUGCCUAAAUUUAUGAUUUUGCCGUGGUUUAGUUUAGUUAUGUAUAAUUGUAUAUCAUUGUGCAUCUAUUGACCAUUAAGAUGUAAAUCAUGAGUACAAACAUAAAAGGAAAGAUGUUAAAUGAUAUAGGUUUUCAUGUAA